GUCAAAGGCCCGGUGCGCGUGUCUCUCUACAUCCGCCAUCCCAGUCCUGCAACACCAUGUCCUCGAUCGAGCUUGCGCCAAAGCAGAAGGCCGAGUCUGACGCCGCCUCGGGACCUCCGUCGGUCACGGUGACUCCAGCUCCUCCAGCAUUCUCUAAGGCAGUCAAGAAUACCCUCCUUUUCAUAUUCUGUUCUGCGCAGUUCCUUGAUGCAUUCAACAAUUCGGCUUUCUUCGCAGCAAUUCCGCCACUUGCUCAAGACUUGAACAUCUCCAACAGUUCCUCAGUGUGGAUUAUUAGUGCUUACCAGCUCACGUACGCUGCACUUCUACUUAGUAGCGGUCGUCUGAGCGACUUAUACAACGCAAAAUGGAUCUUCGUGUCUGGAAUGCUCCUUAUGGCUUUUACUGCCCUGGGUGCAGGAUUUGUUCGCACACAAGUUCCGCUUCUAGUCCUUCGUGCUUUCAUGGGAGUUGGUGCUGCGCUGAAUAUUCCUUCGGCGAUGAGUCUUAUUGUUCGCCUCUUCCCCGAACCUGCGGAACAGUCUUCAGCUUUUGCAGCGUUCUCUGGUGCAUCCGGAUUCGGAAAUGUCCUUGGGUUGAUUAUCGGUGCUCUACUCGUGAACUACGCGAGCUGGCCUUGGGUCCUUUACUUCUGCACAAUCCUCUGCUUCGUAUUAGCAGUUGCAACAUUGCUCCUUUUGCGAAACAAGGACUUGGGUGACGGUAAAAGCAAGCAGGGCUACUCGAUUAGCGAACAAUUUAAGCGACUUGACCCAGUUGGGAUUACUUCCUUGACCAUUGCCCUCAUUCUGUUCAUUUUCGCUGUUACCCAAGGGUCAAUAGAUGGUUGGGGAAAUGCGAAAGUUAUUACUCCGCUGGUAGUCUCGGUUGUCCUAGCCGCAUUUUUCGGAUUCUGGGAGUCAAAGAUUCCCGAGAAGUUUGCUUCCGUGCCACCAUCGAUCUGGAAGUACCCAAACUUCCCUAUUCUCGUCCUUUUGGGCUUGCAGCCUUUCAUGUGGUGGGCAUCUGUCCAACUCCUCUUCUCAUGGCUCUUCCAAGAAGUGUACAGAUGGUCUACCAUUAUCACGGCAGUACACUUCUUGCCCGUGGGUCUCGUUACAUUCCCUAUCAUGGGUAUUGCGCAGAGGUUGCAACAGCGGCUACCUCUGAAAUGGGUUAUCUUGAUCGGCCAGUUCUUAGCACUCGUCGGUACAAUUCUUCUUCCAUUCGCAAACUCAAAGUCGCGUUACUGGCCUCUCGUGUUCCCCGGAUUCUUGAUUGGUUCUGGUGGAGAGCUUAUUGUCUUCACGACAACCAACAUCGCACUUUUCGUUGUCACACCGCCCGAAGUUUCAGGAAUAGUCGGCGCGAUCUUCAACUGCUCACUCCAACUCGGCUCAGCGGCCGGUGCUGCGAUAAUCACUUCCAUCCAGACUAGCGUUCAACAAACCCACGGAGGCCCGAACAGCUACAGUGGACGUGCUGCAGGAUUUUGGUUCCUGUUUGCUUGGAAUGUGCUCAUGUUUAUUGGUGUUAUCUUCCUUAUGCGCUACACAGUGGCACCUGUGAAUGUCAACAAGAAGGAAGAGGUGGAAGCGGAGGGUCAUUUGGCACCAACGACAUCGCUUCGACAUGAUUGAACUCUUUGCACCCUUUCUCGCUUUACUUUCAUUCCUUCUUUUCCUCUCGGAAUUAGCCAUACCUGAUGAACGUAUUUAUUCUUUCUUUCUUACGCCCCUUCGGACAUACGUUCCUUGUCUAGGUCGACCAUCAUGAGCAGUUAUGGUCCUAACUGCUGCGGUAAUGCUGUACUCGUUAUCAUGUCUAUUU
Messenger RNA from Fomitiporia mediterranea MF3/22, 1830 nucleotides. Its product is annotated as MFS general substrate transporter. Gene Ontology annotation, molecular function: transmembrane transporter activity. Bases 57 to 1640 code for a protein of 527 amino acids. The transcript has 9 exons. Gene Ontology annotation, cellular component: membrane. The record is from RefSeq and is a predicted model, not a curated record. Gene Ontology annotation, biological process: transmembrane transport. Lineage: Eukaryota; Fungi; Basidiomycota; Agaricomycetes; Hymenochaetales; Hymenochaetaceae.